GCCACUAUAAGUACCAGUGAUACUUAUAGUAAAUAAACACAUGGUACUUGAAGGUUAAAAUAUUAAUCAAAGUAAUUCAUAGACAUGGCUACUGCAAUGAGGAAAGAAUUUUUGAAAGCGAAAAAAAUGACACAUCCAAAUAGCAGAAAGUCUAUUGCCAUUGCAAAAAGAGCUAAAAAAAUAUUAAAUAGACAGAAAUCAAAAAUGAAUGGUAUAAUAAAACAGAAUUUAAUAGGAGAGAAAAUGUUAUGGAUCAAAGAACACAUGGUUUCAGAUGUGUGUCCAUAUACUCCAGAGUUAACUGCACAUUUGUUAGAAACGUAUAUAGCAAGAAAUGAUGAAGAAAUGGAACAAAUUAUUAUCAAAAGAUCUAUCGGUGCUAAAAGGAAUAGACAGCAUGCUAGUAGGGAAGAUGUCAUUAGGAUGACCAAAGAAAGAGAACAAGAAGAAUACAAUACAUGCGGAAUAGAAAUUCCUGAUAUUUUGAAUGAAACUCAGUGUGAGAUGUUAAGGAAUUGGAAUGGUGAAUUAAAAUACAUGAGUAAUUUUAAAUUUAGAAGAUUUGGUAAGAAACAUUUAAAUGAAGCAUUACUGAAAGCAAGUAAAGAGUCAAAAGAAAGCAAAGAUAUGCAAACAAAAAUUCAAGAAAAAGCAGAAAAUCCUUCUAAAGAAAUUAGGCCAGAAAACAAGGAGAGUUUAUUAAGUAAAUCAACUGAUUUAGGUGAAAAUAACCAAUCUACAGAUUGUGAUAUGGAAAUAGAAUAAAUUUUAUACAUAUA
Molecule: messenger RNA, 779 nt
Organism: Frieseomelitta varia
Lineage: Eukaryota; Metazoa; Arthropoda; Insecta; Hymenoptera; Apidae
Product: translation machinery-associated protein 16 homolog
Exons: 5
Coding region: 85-765 (226 amino acids)
Cellular component (GO): nucleus
Source: RefSeq, a predicted model, not a curated record